Molecule: messenger RNA, 1905 nt
Organism: Chaetomium fimeti
Lineage: Eukaryota; Fungi; Ascomycota; Sordariomycetes; Sordariales; Chaetomiaceae
Product: stretch-activated Ca2+-permeable channel component-domain-containing protein
Exons: 2
Coding region: 1-1905 (634 amino acids)
Biological process (GO): calcium ion import across plasma membrane
Molecular function (GO): calcium channel activity; protein binding
Source: RefSeq, a predicted model, not a curated record
AUGCAUCUCAGCCCGUUGCAAUCGCGGCUCGCCGCCUCACUUGUGGCCUCCUGCCUGCUGAUUCUACUCUACCUCGUCCUAUUCCCGCCAAACUUCGCCCUUGCCGCCGAGCUGAACGAAGCAUUGCCCGUUGUAUUCGAUGAUGUCGACUCCGCCGUGCCGCCCGGCCCGAUAUAUGAGGCCGAAUUCUCAGCCUUCGAUCGGAGCAUUAUUGGACGAGCUACGCGUGAUGUGAUCCCACUCGACAACGACGAGCCUCUCCCCAUGAACGUGGACCAAGGGGUGACACAGCCGUUCGUCUUUCUAUUACCCCCAGUAUCUGAGCGGAAGGCGGGGGAGGAUCGGUUGGAACUGAGACGUGAACACAAUGCCCCCGGGGAAGGACACGCUAGCGCUGGCGCCGGCGCCACGGAGCUUGAGGGCGAUAGAGAAGAUGGAGGCCUGGACGUUGAGAAGAGACAGGCAGGGCAGAAGGUGUACAUCUCAGCAAAUACUUGUUUGCAACCGCAGCCGAUCGACCCCUCAAAGACAACGGGAGCCCCACCCCAGCUCAAGCUUUACGUGUCGACAUCCCCCGACAAUACGGCCCCUGGGCCUCUUGCGGACCAGGCAACCCAGGAUAUGUUCGACUUCAAGGAAGGAGCAGUUGCGUACAGCAUCACCACCGACAGGGAAGUCUACAUUGGCAUAUACGCACCGGACUCGGAAACUUUCUCGGGCACAUACAACGUGAGAAUCACGGCGUCGACAGACAGCCAAUAUUACACCUACAGCAAGCGCGGUGUUGAAGAUUUGAUUUUGGUUGACAGCGACUCGCAAGGAGCGUUGCUGAUUACCCAAAGUUUGACGGAUUCCAAAGACCCGAACGAGCAGGCCGCGGUCAUGCGAACACAGCCAUAUGUGCUAUUUGCGCACAAUAAGAAAGACAGGGCCAUCAACGGCGUGAAGCAUUCGUACUGUGGGCUGUACAACUACGCACAGAUUGCGGCCACUAAGGACGAACGGCAGACGGGUACGGUCAAAACGAGCAUGACGAAGAGGCAUGGAGAUGUGCCGAAGCAACAGUUCUUCUUCAUCGGACUUAAUUCUUCUGCCGAGUACAUCGGUAUUCUGGUGAAAGAUGGCGAAGAUGGUGGUAAUUUGGGGAAGCGGCAGACCGCUUUUGAGAGGGGGCCUCAGGUGUUCGAGGCGAUGGAGUUCACUACCAAGUCCGACCACGGCAACUGUGCGUUGGUCAUCGACCUCUCCUUCUGCGACAAAGUUGCCUACUCGGUCCCGAGCAACCCCAACUUCGGCAACUCGUCCCGGCUAGCCGAGUUCUACGACAACUACGCGGCAUCCGUGUACGCCAACUUUGACAAGUCCCUCGCCCAGGUCGCCUGCGAGGCGCCCUCCAGCCAGCUCUACUCGCUGGCGCGCAACUGCACCAGCUGCGCCGCCGACUACAAGGACUGGCUCUGCUCCGUCACGAUCCCCCGGUGCGAGGACUUCUCUAACACGGCCGAGCACCUGCAGCCGCGCGCCGUCGGGCAGCCGUUCCCCGACGGCGAGACCCUCGACGAGGCCACCCUGGCGCCGUUCCGGAAGAGGGCGAAUAGGGCGGCGUUCAUGAACAGCCGCAACCCGCUGAUCGAUGAGAUGAUCAAGCCGGGCCCGUACAAGGAGGUGCUGCCCUGCGACAAUCUUUGUUAUGAACUAGUGCGGAGCUGCCCGGCGUCGAUGGGCUUCGGCUGUCCCCUGCCCGGCGGGGUGGGCUUCGAAGGGAACUAUAGGGUGCAUAAGCCGUCCGAGGGGCUGACGUGUAAUUUUCCGGGGGCGGCGCACACCCCGUCCGCGGGCGGGAGGGCAGUGGUGGAUUGGGGGGUUAUGGUGGUGGUGAUGGCUGUCGGGUUGCUGGUCGUAUGA